Scophthalmus maximus (turbot) is the source of this 4342-nucleotide messenger RNA. RefSeq names its product protein kinase, AMP-activated, alpha 1 catalytic subunit (gene prkaa1). The coding region runs from base 118 to 1836 and encodes 572 amino acids. Gene Ontology annotation, biological process: intracellular signal transduction; protein phosphorylation. The transcript is spliced from 9 exons. Gene Ontology annotation, cellular component: cytoplasm. Gene Ontology annotation, molecular function: ATP binding; protein serine/threonine kinase activity. Lineage: Eukaryota; Metazoa; Chordata; Actinopteri; Pleuronectiformes; Scophthalmidae. The record is from RefSeq and is a predicted model, not a curated record.
CCUCCCACUCCGCUGCACGGAGCCGAGCCGCCGCCGGAGCUACAGACGCACUCGGCGGAGUUCGGUUCGUCUCUGCCCCGCAGCUCGCUAACCUCGCAGCAAGGCCACUGCGGGAAGAUGGCGACGGAAAAAACCAAACAUGAAGGAAGAGUGAAAAUCGGACAUUACAUCCUCGGAGACACGCUCGGAGUGGGCACGUUCGGGAAGGUUAAAGUGGGCCAACACGAGCUGACCAAGCACCAAGUGGCGGUGAAGAUCUUGAACAGGCAGAAGAUCCGCAGUCUGGAUGUGGUGGGAAAGAUUCGCCGGGAGAUCCAGAACCUCAAGCUUUUCAGGCAUCCUCACAUAAUUAAACUGUAUCAGGUUAUAAGCACCCCGACAGAUAUCUUCAUGGUGAUGGAAUAUGUCUCGGGAGGAGAGCUCUUUGACUACAUCUGCAAAAAUGGAAAGUUGGAUGAAAAGGAGAGUCGCCGGCUGUUCCAGCAGAUUAUUUCUGCAGUAGACUACUGCCACAGACACAUGGUGGUGCACCGAGACCUCAAGCCUGAAAAUGUGCUGCUCGAUGCACACAUGAAUGCCAAGAUUGCUGACUUUGGUUUAUCAAACAUGAUGUCGGACGGAGAGUUCCUGCGAACGAGCUGUGGUUCUCCAAACUAUGCUGCUCCUGAGGUCAUCUCAGGGAGGUUAUAUGCUGGUCCGGAGGUCGACAUCUGGAGCAGUGGGGUCAUUCUCUAUGCCUUGUUGUGUGGGACUCUUCCCUUCGACGACGACCACGUGCCAACGCUCUUUAAGAAGAUCUGUGAUGGGAUAUUUUUCACCCCACAGUAUCUGAACGCUUCGGUAAUAAGCCUCCUGAAACACAUGCUUCAGGUGGACCCCAUGAAAAGAGCCACCAUCAGAGAAAUCAGAGAGGACGAGUGGUUCAAACAGGACCUACCCAAGUAUUUGUUCCCGGAGGACCCCUCCUACAGCAACAACAUGAUUGACGACGAGGCCCUGAAGGAGGUGUGCGAGAAGUUUGAGUGCACAGAGGAGGAGGUCCUGACCUGCAUAUACAGUCGCAACCAUCAGGAUCCGCUGGCCGUCGCCUAUCACCUCAUCAUUGACAAUCGUCGUAUCAUGAACGAAGCCAAGGAUUUCUACCUGGCGUCCAGCCCCCCAGACUCUUUUCUAGAGGAGCACAUGACCUCGUCCGGAGCAGCUGUUGCCGGCGUCGUCAAGCCGCACCCCGAACGCGUACCUUUCCUCUUGGCGGAGACCCCUCCGCGGCCUCGGCACACACUGGACGAACUGAACCCCCAGAAGUCCAAGCACCAGGGUGUCAGAAGGGCCAAGUGGCACCUAGGUAUCCGCAGUCAGAGUAGGCCCAAUGACAUCAUGUCGGAGGUGUGCCGUGCCAUGAAACAGCUGGAUUAUGAGUGGAAGGUAGUGAAUCCGUAUUAUUUACGUGUGAGAAGGAAGAAUCCUAUCACCGGGAUGCAAACCAAGAUGAGCCUUCAACUCUACCAGGUGGACAGUAGAACCUACCUCCUAGACUUCCGUAGCAUUGACGAUGAUAUGCUGGAGACAAAAUCUGGAACUGCGACCCCUCUGCGCUCUGGGUCUGUGGGCAACUACCGCACCACUAUUAAGAGUGACGUAGAUGGGGCUGAUACUCCACCUGCAUCUAGCACCGUGCACCCCACCAAGGCGGCGGAAGGCUCCUUAGCGUCAUCGUUAACCUCAUCCAUUGACUCGGCGGGAGGGGCGGACAGUGUGCCCGUCCCUCGGCCGGGGAGCCACACCAUCGAGUUCUUUGAGAUGUGCGCGAAUCUUAUUAAACUGCUCGCACGAUAACUUGCAAAACAAUCGCUAGCCUUUUAUCCUCUCUGAGUGUCUUUAUAGCAAUAAGCAUGCAACCGAUUCAUGGCUCAGUUCAUCCCGGCGGAGGAUGAAGUGGUUGUUCCAUGGCACUGAUGCAGGUUGGUGUUUCCCAAAGCCGAAGGGAUGUAUACCGAGCUGACGGGGGAUGUAAGGGGUUAUUGGAAGAGUUGAAUGACAAGCUAUGUAAUAGCUACGACAGAGCAACACUUCAGAUGGUUUUUGGUUUAUUUUGCAGUUUCCUGAUCAGUUUGAUAGCAAAAGUCCACGUACUGCCCAUACAUAAACGCUCAAGUGAGUACACUGAAUUUUCUGUACUGUAGCCAGUGAGCAUUCCAGUACAGAGAACCAAUUUUUUGCCUGCAGAGAAAGGAAGCCACAUGUUGAGGGUCGGGUAGUUGGGUGGCAGACGUGUAGGAUGCAGGAAGCACUUUUGCACAGAGUACCCUUUCUUUCCUGCUGCUCCGUGUUUUUUUUUUUCUCUCAGUAGGGAUCAGAGAAGUGGUGCAGAUGUAUCGGGGUGCUGCACUGGCUAUAAGGAGGGCUGUCAGGCCCAUCAUUCAUUGGACUACAAGAAGUGCAAUGGCCCCUGUGUUUCUGUCUUGCGUCAGGGAUAAAAGAUGCUUCAUCAGAUUUGAGUUAGGUUUUCUUUUUUGUGAAUCUGAGUUGUCAAACUAAAUUUUCAUGGUAUUGUCCUUGUUGUAAAAAAAAAUGUUUGAAAAAAUUGUCUGUCCCCAACAUUUUUAUAUAUAUAUAUAUAAAGAGGUGAAUAUAUUUAUCAGUACAUAAAGUGGACAGUGUUUUUUCUGUUGGAAAUUGAUUUUUCUUUCUGCAUUAAGAUCUAUUGCUGGAUGGUAUAUUAUUUUCCUUUUUUACUAUCUUGUUGUUGUUUUUUUUUAAAUCAAUAUCAGUUUUGUUUCCUUCAAUCACAAUUAAUCUGAUACUUGAUUGUCUUUCCAGAUAAAUAUAGCCUGCUUUAACGAUUCAAGAGAUAUUUUGCCAUGGCAGUCAAAAUCUAGAAAUAUCAUAUUCAGCUUCACAUAAUACCAUUACAUGUUUUAUUUUUACUUUUUGUUGUAUUUUUUUUAAUUAUUAGGAUUCAAGAAUGAUUUCUGAGUGAAAUGCCUUUUGCCUACAUUCAAUUCAUAAAUGCCAAUCUAUCCCAAGCGUAAAGGCCUCAAUUUGAAAAUGAGUAGCAGCAAUUACAUGCAACGCAUGGUCGGUGUCUAUCAACAGUUGAAUACAUCCAAAAUAUUGUCAUUUUUUUGAGAUAUGUCCAUAUUUUGAUUUGGCCACAUUCCCUUGACUGUUCACCUCGGUAAAAAGCUUCACAUGUAUUUGAACCUGAAACAAACUUGUGAGCUUGUAAUUAUUGAGUCCUACCAGGUAAAUCGCAGUUCUGACAAAUGACAAAACAUCACAAGUAUUUAGAUCACAAAUGUGCAGCUGAAUUAGUCAUACAAAAAUGUCAGACAGAACGUUCUGCUUACAAUCUCACAAAGUUUUAUGAAGUGUGUCUCUCAAUUUCCUGUCCAAAGUUUUUUAAGUGGUGUCUGUUGUUUGCCUGCCUUAAUAUUAUCAGUACUGUUGAUGAGUUUUUGCGUCAGUCCAGGUUUGAAUUCAGUGCUGAUCAAAAUUAUCGCCACCUUUUACCUCUUACUAUUAGUUAAAAAUACACAGAUUCUUAAUAAGUUGACAUUUCAGAAGUGGAAACAAUAAACAAUUAUUAACUGGAAAACUUAAAACAAAGUUAAGGUGCUCUUGCCAAACUACUGUAGACAUCAGUAUCCAACUUAUGAAGUAAACUGGGUUUUCAUAUUUUUGUCUUUUGUCAAUUGUAAACCAGGUUUUAAAGAACGUUGCAUGUUCUUGUUGUAAUAUCAGAUACUUCAACAAAAAAAGUUAGAUUUUUAUUAAGAGUUAUCAGCAGUUGCUGAAGUCUAAGUUUCCAGUGUUUAGCUCUCCACAUCUUUAAAACAACAAUUUUACAUUUCAAGAAGACAUAAUACAACAAAAAGGUGUGACAAAGAUUGGGAUCAUCUUGUCUCCUUGCUGUCCCACAGAAUAGGUUUGGGCUAAAAUAUUGAGUUGAUAUUUGACCUUUAUGUCUCACUUUUAAACUACAGUUUAUGACACACGGUGGUCUUGAAAAGAUGUUGUCAAACAAAAACUUUUUUUUUUAGUCUGGAAGGGCAGUUGCAAGUUCUGAUUACAAAACAUGGUCAUGGCUUUACAUGAUGGGUUUUGCAGAAAACAUGAAUGUGUGAAACGGUGACCCUUUUGACAGCUUAUGAAGUAGUUUCCUAGUAGACUGUGAGUUCUAUCAGUCUGUCUGUUUGAACUGCUUCUAAGAAAAAAUAUUGUUCUAUUUUUGUUUGGUGUGUAAAGGGACCCUACUAGAUUGAUCAGUGUAUAUCUGAACGGACAGUGUUGAAAUCAUUUGUAUACACAACUGCCUAAUAAACUGCUAAAUUGCACAGUU